UGUUUAUUUCCCUCCUUAUAGUAAUGGAAACAAGCACUGGAAUCGAAGAUGAAUACGGGCACGAAGGGAAUGUGGAAUAUAUUUUGGAAAAUGUGCUCAUGCCUGACGAUGGCAGUCCAGAGUUUAAGCACCUGCAAGAUGAAUACAAUUGUCAGCUGACUCUGUGUUGUAAAUGCACGAGUAAUUAUAGUUGCAAAGACAGUGCUGUUUGUUGUCAUGGCGGUGGCCUUGAAUACAACCCCGAAUAUGGGGAAUUGGUGUUAAUCACCAGUGCAGCCAGAGAAUUUCCCACUAUCGUUGAGUGCAAUGAUCUGUGUGAAUGUGACCAAAGCCAAUGCAGAAAUCGACUUGUGCAAUUUGGACCAAGAAAAAAACUGGAAAUAUAUAAUUCUCCACUGUAUAAAUCGAAAGGUUUGCGCACAAGUGUUGCAAUACCCCGCGGAGCUUUCAUCUGUGAAUAUGCAGGUGAGCUUCUAACACUGCCAGAGGCCCAGCGACGACUCGAAUUGAUUGAUAAGACCCGAUUAAUGAAUUAUAUAUUAUAUCUAUGUGAAUACGCUAAACCCAAAAGUCAUAAGUCGAAGACCAAUUUACUCGAGAUAACUAUUGUGGAUCCAUCUCGACGUGGAAAUAUUGGCCGUUAUUUGAACCAUAGCUGUGAGCCAAAUUGUGAGAUUUUGGCUGUGCGAACAAAUUGCCCAAUUCCAAAAAUUGCAAUCUUUGCCAAACGAAAUAUAAAUGUGAACGAGGAAUUAUGUUUUCAUUACGCCGGAGAAAACUUUGACGAGAGGAAAAGCAGUGGAAAACUCUGCCUGUGUGGUGCAUCAAAUUGUUGCGGAUUCAUGCCAAAUACUAAAAUUUAGAAAAUAAAUAUUUGUUCACAGCA
Messenger RNA from Drosophila grimshawi, 886 nucleotides. Its product is annotated as probable histone-lysine N-methyltransferase set-23. The record is from RefSeq and is a predicted model, not a curated record. Gene Ontology annotation, cellular component: nucleus. Gene Ontology annotation, molecular function: histone H3K9 methyltransferase activity; zinc ion binding; protein binding. NCBI's taxonomy places the organism in Eukaryota, Metazoa, Arthropoda, Insecta, Diptera, Drosophilidae.